AUGAGCUACAGCAUGCCGUAUGAUGCUGCUUAUAAGGACGAGAAAAAGAGACAGUUCGAUUAUAGGCGGCGAUCGCCGGUGGACCGUGUAGGAGCGGCAAUCGCGCGGAACAAAAAAACAGUUCUUUUGGUGUUUUGCACGCUGUUUAUGGUGUUCUGGUUCGGUUCUUCAAGACUUACAUUGUUCUCGAGAGCCCCCAAGAUCGUGCUUAUAUUGGCAGUGAAUGACGGCGGUGGUGUUCACAAAUGGAAGGGUGAACAGGAAUGGGCGAUCGAGCGGAUCUCGAUCCAAAACAAGCGUGCUUACGCGAAAAAACACGGCUAUGGGCUGACAAUCAAAGAUAUGCGGACUGCGAAGCGCUACUCACACGAGUAUCGUGAGGGGUGGCAGAAAAUCGAGGUGCUGCGCCAGACCAUGCGCGAAUUCCCAGAUGCAGAGUGGUUCUGGUGGUUGGACCCAGAAACACUGAUCAUGGAGCCCCAGUUGUCGCUGGAAAAACACCUUUUCAAACGCAUGGACACGCUAUCGUACCGGGUCUUGGAGGAUUUCAAUCCAUUGCAGCUGCCGCCGGACAUCCCGUACGUGGACUACUCAAAUGAGCCCGAGCUUUACAUCACGCAGGACUGCGGUGGCUUCAAUCUGGGCUCAUUUUUGAUCAAAAACUCGGAAUGGAGCAAACUGCUGUUGGACGUGUGGUGGGAUCCCGUGUGCUACGAACAGAAACACAUGAUGUGGGAGCACCGCGAACAAGACGCGCUGGAGGCCCUGUACGCACGGGAACCCUGGAUCCGCGAAAAAACGGCGUUUUUGCCCCUGCGUAGCAUCAACGCUUUCCCUCCCGGUGCAUGCUCGGAGUUUUCCGACGAUGCCCGCUACUUCUACAGCGAGGACGAGCGCGAUUUUGUCGUGAACAUGGCGGGCUGCAGCUUUGGUCGUGACUGCUGGGCCGAAAUGCAGCGGUACGGGAGUCUCAUAGAGGAGCACAACCACAAGUGGUGGCGUAGGCUCCAUUAG
Molecule: messenger RNA, 1014 nt
Organism: Lachancea meyersii CBS 8951
Lineage: Eukaryota; Fungi; Ascomycota; Saccharomycetes; Saccharomycetales; Saccharomycetaceae
Source: the annotation of a GenBank genome assembly